Messenger RNA from Symbiodinium pilosum, 217 nucleotides. NCBI's taxonomy places the organism in Eukaryota, Dinophyceae, Suessiales, Symbiodiniaceae. The record is from the annotation of a GenBank genome assembly.
CCCUGUACUUCUGGCACGGGCCGGCCAAAACUUCGAAGUGACUCUCGAUGUCGGUCAAGGCGAACGUGCGAAAUCCGCCGAGAUCAUCGAAGAAAAGGAUGACCAACGCAGCGAACAGCAGCAAGCUGACCCACCGCAGGUCGGUGUUCCUAUCUACGUGGAGGAUGCCACCGAGGGCGACGAUCGUCUCUUUCAUGAGUGGAAGCUGAACAAAGAG